Paramuricea clavata is the source of this 1494-nucleotide messenger RNA. The record is from the annotation of a GenBank genome assembly. NCBI's taxonomy places the organism in Eukaryota, Metazoa, Cnidaria, Anthozoa, Malacalcyonacea, Plexauridae.
GCGUAAUUGAAUUAAUGUAAUUGAAACAAUGUUGGGAAAUAUGAGCGAGAGGUUGUUGCAUGCAUGUAUUUCUAGUUGACUAUGGCAUGAAUAAACUGAAUGAACUGAAGACGGUAUGUUGUACUUUACAGAGAAAAGGAUAGCAGAUUGUUACAACUCAAACAUUCCGAGGGAAAUAGAUGGCCGCACUGCUUUCCUGUGCAACAGAAAUACGUAACGGAAUACAGACCCAUAUAAAAAAAACUGAAAACAUUGAAAAAAUAAUAGAGCGGAAACACGGUCGAACAGAGAUGCAAGAAACAUCGAUACCAUCCCUAAAAUACGACUUGAGAAGAAGCAAAAGAAAAGCAGACGAGAUGAUAACGGAAGUAAAAAGAAUGAAAACUGAGGAAACAGAUCGUAUUACUCGCCUAGAGCAACAUGUAGAGCAAACUAAGGAAGGGUUCAAAACCGAGAUGGCAGUAAUGCGAAACCAACUCACUGACACGCAAAACGAAUUAAUGGAGAUGAAAACAGCUCUUCAUACAGGGCAGACCGCCUACAACUUCGAAAAGGACCUCGCGACAUACAUCUAUCCACCAGGAACGUCAAUCACAUUCGGCCGAAUAUUUUCAACCAUGAUGAAAUGGCUGCAGGACAAUAAGGAUACGCCAGAAGGACGUGAAGGAAACAAGAAGUGGAAUGCAUUGAAGAGGAAGUUUAAGUGGUCAAAUAAACACGAACAAGUAUUUUUUAAAAUGCUCAAGUGUAGGAGAAAACCCGCGCACCCGAAGGUCGACUAUAAAUUGCCGAUUCCUGAUAACUUCAGCAAGGACGAAGAGAGAUACGUUGAAGAUAUCCGUAAAAUGACCAUUCGAGUGAACGAACUAGUAGGUUUGCCUAAUCCUAAUCUUAACUCUUAAGGUAAUCUUAUAAUUUAUUCAUUUGUUUUGUAAGUUAUAAGUGUUUCUAUUUAUUUCAAGACAUCGUAAAUUGACAUACUAGAUUAUUUUAGGUGUAAAUAAUAUAUUGAAACAAUAUGAAUCGAACAAUAUGUAUAGGUAAUAAUAGUAUGGUUUCGAGUGCAAUUUGGAAAAAGUGUGCAAUUUGACGUCUUUGAAAAUGGAGUGCAAUUUGACGUCUUUGAAAAACUCACGAGUGUAUGUUUUUGCAAAUUGCAUGAAAAAACAUACUAUUAUUUACACGCUUCGAUAACACCUGUGCACUCACCUUUGCCAUUUUUAAAUACUUAAUUAAAUACAUUGUUUUCAGGGCGGUAGCUAGCAUUUAUAGCUGGGGCGGUGGGGGGGGGGGGGAUGUCGGGCAAACAUUUCCAAAUGACGAAAAAAAUUGCGAAGUAAUAUUUCAAAUCCGAGUUAAUGUUUUAGACGUGGUUUCUAAAUACAAGUGCCAUGAACAAUGUUGAGGCGCAGCCGAACCAUUGUUCAUAGCACUGGGGAUUUGGAAGCCAAGUUUAAAACACUAACGAGGUUUGAAAUUGCUGGUCUAGACGGG